Messenger RNA from Nomia melanderi (Alkali bee), 988 nucleotides. Its product is annotated as dynein axonemal assembly factor 19. The record is from RefSeq and is a predicted model, not a curated record. Gene Ontology annotation, biological process: epithelial cilium movement involved in extracellular fluid movement; inner dynein arm assembly; determination of left/right symmetry. Gene Ontology annotation, cellular component: outer dynein arm. Lineage: Eukaryota; Metazoa; Arthropoda; Insecta; Hymenoptera; Halictidae.
CUCCGACGAAACGAGUCCCUUUGCUCGAAGCGGCGCGCGGCACUCGCGUAGCCACGGCGACGGAUCGCUGAAAAACUGUUUACAGCGACGCGGCGACGCGUGCUCAGUCGCGAGUCGAACCAACCGAGUUAAGCCGGAGAAAUGAACGAAGCCGGAUCGAGAGGAUUUCGAAGGAGCAAAUUGAACGGUGCGAUCGAUUACGCCAGCUUGAAGGCGGAACUCGAGCAGGCGCUUACGGCGGACCGAUUCUAUAGGUUGCGAAACGACGCGAAACUUAGAGCGGUCGAACAGAAUGUGCCGACGUACGACGACUUUAGGCAAAUGGUAAACGCCGCGCAUCUCAGACCGUUGCGACGCGAUCAACUUUCGCUUCGAGCGAAGGGAUAUUGGAAUCCUAUCGCAGCCGGUCACGAGUCGGAACCGGAGACGGACUACGUCGAGUUUCGGCAGGAGCGAACCGAGACGAGAAAACCCGAUGAUCUCAUCGCCGAUAACUCGGCUCUCGCGUGCGACCAAUUUACCCGGGCUUGGAGAACGAUCGAAGACCGCCAGGCAAAGUUUCGUUAUCUGGAAAGCUUCAAGGACGCGUUGGAAACCAAGAUUUUUCCUACCGAGAUUCCUCCGGCGUUGUUCGCAGAGUUGAUAGAGGUGUGCUCCGAAACCGUUGCGGCCACGAGCGGGACCGUCGAAACCGUCGUCCAGAUCCUAAGCGUCCUCCGGAAAUGCAAUCGAUUCGGACUAACCGUUAGCUUUAUGGGUGAAAAGGAAAGAACGGCGUGCAACCAAUUAUUUCGCCGUUUGAUCGACUCUGCGAAACAUGGAAACCGACAUCUCGAACACGCGAUCGAAUCGUUGAAGUCAGCCUACAAAGUCACGCCGAAUUAGAAUGACAGUCGGAAAUUGGGAUUAGGAUUCGAACGAACAAUUAGGAGACAAGAAACGAGACGUCUCGAAAGCGACGUGGAAAAUUUCCGAUCGGCUUACCCAA